AUGGUGAUGGUAUUUCCUUCAAUCUUAUGCGAUCAUGAUGAUGAUGAUGAUGAUGAUGAUGAUGAUGAUGAUGAUGAUGAUGAUGAUGAUGAUGAUGAUGAUGAUGAUGAUGAUGAUGAUGAUGAUGAUGAUGAUGAUGAUGAUGAUGAUGAUGAUGAUGAUGAUGAUGAUGAUGAUGAUGAUGAUGAUGAUGAUGAUGAUGAUGAUGAUGAUGAUGAUGAUGAUGAUGAUGAUGAUGAUGAUGAUGAUGAUGAUGAUGAUGAUGAUGAUGAUGAUGAUGAUGAUGAUGAUGAUGAUGAUGAUGAUGAUGAUGAUGAUGAUGAUGAGAACUGAGAACUGAGAACUGAGAACUGGUGCGAAGCAGCGAGUAGAGGUUGCUCUGUGUAGCUGCGUCAUUCGUCGUUUUCGGACAUGAACUUUUUAUUUAUCGUUUCGCUCUUUGUACUUUGCCUCUGCAAAUUGUUGGUCUAGUAGCAUCUUGAAUUUAGACACGGUGUUCGCUUCUACUAUAUGCUGAGGCAGGUCGUUCCAGACAUUCACCACUCUGCGUUCGAAACAGAGUUGAUGGGCGACCCGCUUCAAAUCCGGGACGAUAAGUUUAUACCGGUGUCCUCGCGUGCAGCUUGGUGUGCGCAGAUGAAGUAGUUGUCUCAACAUGGGGUAAUCACCCAGAUGUAAUAUCCGGUGCGUCAUGAUGAGGUCAACCCUCAGCCGACGAUAAGAUAGGGUGUAUAACCCUAGUUUCUUACAUCGGUCUUCGUAUGGCAUACCUCGUAAGUUGGGAAUCAGCCUGGUGGCUACAUGCUGCACCCGCUCAAGCUUUUCUACUUCGCCCCGGGUGAUGGGACAGUAUGCGGGAGUGCCGUACUCUAGCAUUGGUCGUAUUAUCGAGACGAAGAGGCGAGUGGCAAUCUCUUCGGACCAAGUGCUAAAGCUGCGCCUGAGAGCCCAAAGCAUACGAAGGCUGUUUUGGUACAGCCUAUUCGUGUUGUCAAUGGACUUUAGGUCGCAGCGUGAGAGUACACCGAGGUCGCGCACGAAAGGAGCGGGAUGCAACGGUUGUCCAGCCACUGUGUACGUUCGGCCGUGAUCACACUUACCCAACCUCAUGAAUUGCGACUUGGCAGGGUUGAUCGGAAGGUUAACCUCUGCAGACCAUGUUGAGAGGCGGUCGAGAUCCUGCUGAAGUAAAUCGCAAUCAUUGAGUGUGCGGAUUACUCUCCACACUUUCAAGUCAUCUGCGAACAAAGCACAAUGUGAUUGUAGUAGCUGAGGCACAUCGUUUAUAUGGAUUAGAAACAAUAUCGGGCCCAGUACAGUGCCUUGGGGCACGCCGCUGCUCGAUGGAUACCACUCAGUUAGAUGGUUGUCCACCUGGACUCUCCACUUUCGAUCAAUAAGGAAAUUGCUGAUCCAUUUGUGCAGCGAACCACCAACACCGCACAUCCUCAGUCUGUCAAGG
Dicrocoelium dendriticum is the source of this 1462-nucleotide messenger RNA. NCBI's taxonomy places the organism in Eukaryota, Metazoa, Platyhelminthes, Trematoda, Plagiorchiida, Dicrocoeliidae. The record is from the annotation of a GenBank genome assembly.